Linepithema humile (Argentine ant) is the source of this 1524-nucleotide messenger RNA. The record is from RefSeq and is a predicted model, not a curated record. NCBI's taxonomy places the organism in Eukaryota, Metazoa, Arthropoda, Insecta, Hymenoptera, Formicidae.
AUGGAAUUUUCUACUUUGCUUUUGACUGUUUUCACGGCGGUUGCUUGUCUAUAUUAUUUUGUUCUAAGCAAGCUAUCUUACUUUGAACGACUAAAAAUUCCGCACUUACGGCCAAUUCCGUUAUUGGGUAACAUGCUACCCCUCAUUUUACAACGUGUAACCAUGGCGGACAAUUUACUCAACACAUACAAUUCAUUCGCUGACGCAAAGUAUUUUGGUUUUUUCGAAUUUAUGAGCCCGAGAUACGUGAUCCGUGAUCCGGAUCUGAUCAAUUCAAUCGCCAUUAAAAAUUUUGAUUAUUUCUGUGAUCAUAAUAACUUUGUAAACGAGAAGCUUGAACCAAUGGCCAGCAGAAAUUUAUUCGGUCUGCGGGGCGAUCAUUGGCGCGAAAUGCGGAAGCUUCUUAGUCCGAGCUUUACGUCCAGCAAAAUGAAAACGAUGUUUGAACUGAUAUGUCAGUGCGCAAAGAACUUCACUAAUUUUUUAAUUGCUGAAUCUGGAAACACCGGCAAGACAUACGACAUGCAGGACAUACUGCCCAGAUACUCUAAUGAUGUGGUUGCCACGUGCGCUUUUGGUAUCAGUGUGGAUUCUUUCAAGCAUCCGAAUAAUGAAUUUUAUCUGCUCGGCAAGAAAGCUAUGAAUUUUGCUAGUCCUCGAGUAAUGUUCGCAUUUCUCAUGCAUAGAAACUUUCCAAAAAUUGCAAAUUUUUUUAGAAUAAGAAUGUUCAGCGCAGAAGUAGACAAUUUCUUUAAGAAUGUUGUCACCAGUACAGUGAAGGCCAGGGACGAGCAAGGGAUUGUUCGAUCGGACAUGAUUCAAUUGAUGAUGGAAACUAGAAACAAGAACCAUGGACCAGCAUUCGAUAUCAACGAGAUGACCGCUCAAGCAUUCGUUUUUUUCCUGGCUGGAUUUGAUACCGUGUCAAAAGCAAUGUGCUUUGCGGUGCACGAAGUCGCUGUUAAUCUUGAUAUACAGAGCAAGUUGAGAGAAGAAAUCGAAGAUGUUCUCAGGGAAACCAAUAACAAACCCACAUACGAGGCUAUCAACGGCAUGAAGUAUUUAGAUGCCGUUGUGAAUGAAACUCUGAGACUUUAUCCUCCAGUGAUUUUUCUCGAUAGAUUGUGCGUUAAGGAAUUCGAAUUGCCUCCAGCAACAUCGGAUGGAAAACCGACCACACUUAAGCCGGGAGAUAAUAUUUGGUUGCCGACUUACGCUUUGCAUCACGAUUCGCAGUAUUAUUCUCAGCCGAAGAAAUUUGAUCCAGACAGGUUCCUGAACGGCGAAGUGGAUAAUUCCGUUUACUUGACAUUUGGUAUCGGUCCUAGGAUCUGCAUAGGUAACAGAUUUGCCCUAAUGGAAGCAAAAAUUAUGCUAUUUUAUUUAUUAUGGCAUUGCGAUCUUGAACCUGACGCUAAAACCAGAAAUCCUAUCGUUCUGGAAAAAAAAUCGUUUGCUAUGACGUCGGAAAAUGGUCUUUGGUUAAAAGUGCGGGCGAGGAAGUCAUCGAUUUCUACCAAGUAA